GGGAGGGAGGCGGCGAGGAUCCACAAGCGCACUCCGGCUCGACUCCACUGUGAAUAACACUGGACACGCACCAAAUGAGACACGCCGGCUUCACUACCGCAAAUGAAAUGCAAAAAUGUGAUCUUGACCUGUUGCUCCGCUGGGUAGGAGAGCAACCGCUGCCGCUGCGCAGAUGACAGACUUCAUGACGGCGCUCCAUGUGAUCGUCCUUCCACUCACACACACCGGAGACCAGCGCACGAAAGGCGCCCAGUUCCAGCCGACCUGCAACCUGUGCCGAGAGAGCCACAAAACUCAGGUGUGGCUUUGUUUCUUAGUUCUGAGCCUCCUGAGUACAUCUACAUGUGCACAAGCUUUUGUGCCUGAAACUGCAGAUCUAAAGAUUUGUUUGAGGGACAUUAAAAAGACCAUUGAGAAAUCUGACGCCAUGCUGUACGCUCCUUCAGUCAACGAUAUCAAAGAUAACUGUAAAACUAUGUCACUCAAAUGUUACAUAUUGGAGUUGAUAAUGGUCAUGGAUGAGGAAGAAAUUACUGAAACUACAGCAGUAGAUUGCAUCUUCCAUUUCAAUGAGUCACUGCAACCUGAAGUUGGCUGCCCACCAUGUGAAUCAUACUCACUGAAAAAUAUUACAAUAUUCCUGGAGAGACUAAAUAAACUUUUGGAUUAUAUUACUGUUUGGCAGAUUAAUCAUAAAAUAUAAGACAAUGUAAAUACUGUAAGCUACAAAUGUGUAUUUGUAUAUAUUUGUAAAGAACUGUAUUUCUAUUUUGUAAAUACCUCACUGUAACCAUGUCACCCUGUGACAGAUCGUGCCGUCCUUACGGAAAAAUUAGACUUUGUGUAUUAUUUUACGGCUUGCACUAAAUUGACUCUGCAAUGGAGUUUGAAUGAACAGCAUGACAGCAGCUACUAUUUCUCAAGCUACUGACAGUUUUAUACAGCAGAGAUCUGCCUCCCAGUUGUACAGUUGUUGUACUAUACAGAAUGUAUGUUAUUAAACUCCUUGUUAAACACUACUGAAUAUUGUACUGUUUGUACCUAAUGAACUCCAGUAUCUGCUCACUCCAGUAAAUAUCUUAUCUGUAA
Stegastes partitus (bicolor damselfish) is the source of this 1089-nucleotide messenger RNA. It is a transcript of the gene il15, whose product is annotated as interleukin 15. Bases 173 to 703 code for a protein of 176 amino acids. The transcript is spliced from 6 exons. The record is from RefSeq and is a predicted model, not a curated record. Gene Ontology annotation, biological process: neutrophil activation; positive regulation of cytokine production; positive regulation of tyrosine phosphorylation of STAT protein. Gene Ontology annotation, molecular function: cytokine activity; cytokine receptor binding. NCBI's taxonomy places the organism in Eukaryota, Metazoa, Chordata, Actinopteri, Pomacentridae. Gene Ontology annotation, cellular component: extracellular region.